CGUUGUAGAUACAACCCAUAAAAGAAAGAGGGCUGCAACUCCUGCCGUUCGUUGGCCGCAAAUUCAAGAUGAUCCUGCUUUCCGGACUUGUGCCCCUCCUGGGCGUCGUCCUUUUGCACCUGGUGAUCCCGACCCAGGCGUUCUAUCUGCCCGGAUUGGCGCCGGUUAAUUUCUGCAAGAAAACCGAUGUCUCCUCCACAUGCAAGUCGGAAAUCCUAUUGUACGUGAACCGCUUGAACACCGAGGAAUCCGUAAUACCCUAUGAGUACCAUCAUUUCGACUUUUGCUUGGGGGAGGAGCAAAACUCUCCAGUGGAAAAUCUGGGACAGGUGGUGUUCGGCGAGCGAAUUCGUCCAGGACCCUAUAAAAUUCAGUUCCUGGAGAAUCAGCAAUGUGCAAAGACCUGUGUCAAGACAUACAAAGGUGACGAUCCAGUUAGCAACCGCCGUAUGAUGGUCCUCAAGAAGGGCAUCAGCUUGAAUUACCAACACCAUUGGAUUGUGGACAACAUGCCGGUGACCUGGUGCUAUCCGCUGGAGAAUGGCAAGCAAUACUGCGGAAUCGGAUUCCCCAUGGGUUGUCUUGUUCGCAGCGAUGGCGAGGGGUGUCCCAUCAACUCCAUAUACAACCAGCCCAUGCAUUACUAUCCCUUCAAUCAUGUGGAUCUAGAGAUCACCUAUCACAGCGGACAAUCGGAGGACUGGGGAAUUCAGUUCGGCAACAGUGGACGAAUUAUCUCCGUAAAGGUUACUCCCAAAUCGAUCAAGCAUACGGAUCCCGAAAACCCCAACUGCUUGAGCACUGAACCGCUGGCAAUCAGUGAGAAUUCCUUAAAGGCUGGCGAGCAGCUCAAUAUCGUCUACACGUAUAGUGUUAAAUUUGUGAAGAACGAUGCUAUCAAAUGGUCGUCCCGUUGGGACUACAUUCUGGAAUCCAUGCCGCACACCAAUAUCCAAUGGUUCUCCAUUCUGAACUCCCUUGUGAUUGUUCUGUUCUUGAGCGGCAUGGUGGCCAUGAUUAUGCUGCGGACUCUGCACAAGGAUAUUGCCCGCUAUAACCAGAUGGAUAGCGGCGAGGAUGCCCAGGAGGAGUUCGGCUGGAAGCUGGUCCAUGGAGAUGUGUUCAGGCCGCCGCGCAAGGGCAUGCUGCUGUCGGUUUUCCUGGGUUCUGGUGCGCAGGUGCUGGUUAUGUCCAUGAUCACCUUGGCCUUUGCCUGCCUGGGUUUCUUGUCGCCAGCCAAUCGCGGUGCCUUGAUGACUUGCUCCAUGGUCUUGUUUGUUUCACUGGGAACACCGGCUGGUUACGUGUCUGCGCGUAUUUACAAGAGUUUCGGUGGCCUGAAGUGGAAGAGUAAUGUAAUCCUUACCUCGAUUGUUUGCCCUGGUGUGGUCUUUUCACUGUUCUUUGUGAUGAAUCUGGUGCUUUGGGGCGAGAGUAGCUCGGGAGCUGUGCCAUUUAGCACACUGAUUGCCUUGCUUGCCUUGUGGUUUGGCGUCUCGGUGCCACUGACCUUUGUUGGUGCAUACUUUGGGUUCCGCAAGCGCGCCCUGGAGCACCCUGUGCGUACCAACCAGAUUCCUCGUCAGAUUCCCGACCAAUCGAUCUACACUCAACCUAUUCCCGGCAUCGUUAUGGGCGGCGUUCUGCCCUUUGGCUGCAUUUUCAUCCAGCUGUUCUUUAUCCUGAGCUCGCUGUGGUCCAGCCAGAUUUACUACAUGUUCGGCUUUCUGUUCCUGGUCUUUGUCAUCCUGAUCAUCACGUGCUCGGAGACAACCAUACUGCUGUGCUACUUCCAUUUGUGUGCAGAGGACUAUCACUGGUGGUGGCGUUCCUUCUUAACGUCCGGUUUUACUGCUGUCUACUUGUUCAUCUACUGCUGCCAUUACUUUGUGACGAAGCUCUCGAUCAAGGACAGCGCCUCGACUUUCCUGUAUUUCGGCUACACGGCCAUCAUGGUAUUCCUGUUUUUCUUGCUGACCGGAACCAUUGGGUUCUUUGCGUGCUUCUGGUUCAUCCGCAAGAUCUACAGUGUGGUCAAGGUGGAUUAAACAGCAAAAUUCAAUAAGAAGGAGCCCGUGCGAAUGUAUUUUUGUAUGUGUAGCCACAAAUUUACACUUAAGCCUAAUGUGUGUGUGAUUUCUGCGCUGUGCGCCCGGCACAGACAGUUUUCUGUUUAUUAUAAUUACGAUUGAUAUGUGUACAAUAACAUAUAUUUGUAUCAGGCAAGAACCGUGGAGUAACGAAGCGCGCAAUAAUCUUUAAGCAGUAAGCAGCAAUCGAGUUGGAGUUACAGUGACUUGAAGCAUCUUUUGUAUAGUUCACCGUUCUGUUAAUCUUUAGGCGUAAAGUUUAGCAAUGUCCAUUUCCCAGCUCUAGCAACGAUUCCAAAAAAAAAAAACGAAGAAAAAACUGAAAGCCCUACGAAAAGUACUGAGCCCCAAAACGAAGUACUUUAAACCCCGUUCUCUACUUGUAAUAUCAAAGCCUAACAACUGUAAUUAGUGGCUCGUCUUAGCCGUAAUUCGAGCAGGAUUGAAUUCACGUGUAAUAUUUUAAAUACUUUAGUUUAAACUAUUUAAAUCUAACUUGCGACUAAAGAAUAAACAAAACUAUAAAUUAUGAAA
Messenger RNA from Drosophila takahashii, 2624 nucleotides. RefSeq names its product transmembrane 9 superfamily protein member 2 (gene TM9SF2). NCBI's taxonomy places the organism in Eukaryota, Metazoa, Arthropoda, Insecta, Diptera, Drosophilidae. Gene Ontology annotation, cellular component: membrane. The record is from RefSeq and is a predicted model, not a curated record. Gene Ontology annotation, biological process: protein localization to membrane.